CCAUCCAGAGUUCCUAAGGUUCGGUGCCUGUUACUGUUGCCGCCGCUUAAGCCUGCCAAAGCAGUGGUACGGCUGCUGCCCUCGUGUUUGCUACCUCUAGAAACAUUCUUGCCAGUAGUGGUGGCAGCGGGACUCAAUGACCCCCUUUCCUCUCUCCCUCCAGAAGCUCCAGAUGGUGUAUUCUGUGGGCAACGUGGCUGACAGCACAGAGCCAACGAAACUAACCUUCCAAGGGUUAGCUGAGUUGGCACAUCGAGAAUAUCAGGCAGGAGAUUUUGAGGCAGCUGAGAGAUACUGCAUGCAGCUCUGGAGACAAGAGCCAGACAAUAGUGGUGUACUUUUAUUACUUUCAUCUAUAAACUUCCAGUGUCGAAGGCUGGACAGAUCUGCCCACUUUAGUACUCUGGCAAUUAAACAGAACCCUCUUCUGGCAGAAGCCUAUUCGAAUUUGGGGAAUGUGUACAAGGAAGGAAGGCAGAUGCAGGAAGCAAUUGAGCAUUACCGGUAUGCACUGCGUCUCAAACCAGAUUUCAUCGAUGGUUAUAUUAACCUGGCAGCCGCUUUGGUAGCAGCAGGCGACAUGGAAGGGGCAGUACAAGCUUACGUCUCUGCUCUUCAGUACAAUCCUGAUUUGUACUGUGUUUGCAGUGACCUGGGGAACGUGCUCAAAGCCCAGGGUCACUUGGAAGAAGCCAAGGCAUGUUAUUUGAAAGCAAUUGAGACGCAACCGAACUUUGCAGUAGCCUGGAAUAAUCUUGGCUGUGUUUUCAAUGCGCAAGGAGAGAUUUGGCUUGCAAUUCAUCACUUUGAAAAGGCUGUCAACCUUGACUCCCAUUUUCUGGAUGCUUAUAUAAGUUUAGGAAAUGUCUUGAAAGAGGCACGGAUUUUUGACAGAGCUGUGGCAGCUUACCUUUUUGCCCUAAGCUUGAGUCCAAAUCAUGCAGUGGUACAUGGCAACCUGGCUUGUGCAUACUAUGAGCAAGGCCUGAUAGAUCUGGCAAUAGACAUCUACAGGUGAGCUAUUGAAUUGCAAUCACAUUUCCCUGAUGCUUACUACAACCUAGCCAACGAUCUCAAAGAGAAGAGCGGUGUUGCCAAAGGAGAAGAUUGUUAUAUAGCUCUCCGGCUGUGUCCCACCCAUGCAGAUCUGAAUAACCUAGCCAAUAUGAAACGAGAACAGGGAAACAUUGAAGAGGCAGUUCGCUUGUAUCAUAAAGCAUUAGAAGUCUUCCCAGAGUUUGCUGCUGCCCAUUCAAAUUUAGCAAGUGUAUUGCAGCAGCAGGGAGAACUGCAGGAAGCUCUGAUGCAUUAUAAGGAGGUUAUUCGAAUCAGUCUUACGUUUGCGGAUGCCUACUAUAAUAUGGGAAACACUCUAAUGGAGAUGCAGGAUGUCCAGGGAGCCUUGCAGUGUUAUACUCGUGCCAUUCAGAUUAACCCUGCAUUUGUGGAUGCCCACAGCAAUCUGGCUGCCAUUCACAAGGAUUCAGGGAAUAUUCCAGAAGCAAUUGCUUCUUAUCGCACUGCUCUGAAGCUUAAACCUGAUUUUCCUGAUGCUUAUUGUAAUUUGGCUCAUUACCUGCAGAUUGUCUGUGAUUGGACAGACUAUGAUGAGCGAAUGAAGAAGUUGGUCAGCAUUGUGGCUAACCAGUUAGAGAAGAAUAGGUUGCCUUCUGUGCAACCUCAUCAUAGUAUGCUAUAUCCUCUUUCUCAUGGCUUCAGGAAGGCUAUUGCUGACCUCUUUCUCAUGGCUUCAGAAAGGCUAUUGCUGAGAGGCAUGGGGACGUCUGCUUGGAUAAUAUAA
Messenger RNA from Physeter macrocephalus (sperm whale), 1801 nucleotides. Its product is annotated as UDP-N-acetylglucosamine--peptide N-acetylglucosaminyltransferase 110 kDa subunit-like. Gene Ontology annotation, molecular function: protein binding; protein O-acetylglucosaminyltransferase activity. The record is from RefSeq and is a predicted model, not a curated record. NCBI's taxonomy places the organism in Eukaryota, Metazoa, Chordata, Mammalia, Artiodactyla, Physeteridae. Gene Ontology annotation, biological process: protein O-linked glycosylation.